CCUCUCUCUCUCCCCUCUCUCUUUCUCUCACUAGAAUUUGAUGGUUAAAUUGUCGUUUUAUCGUAGUUGCAACUUCCAAAUUUGCACUACCAGAUUCCAGAUCCAAAUCCAAGGUGGGUGGGAAUAAGAAGAAGAAAAAGCAGCAUUUUGGUGUCUGCAUUUCUAAAAGGAGUAUACCCACCUACUACUCCUAAAAGGAAAAGUUUUGGACUUUUCAAAACUUUUCAUCCUUUGGCAGAAUCCAACCGCCUGCAACUCCCUCUGUGAUCAAACCCAGGUGGGAUUUCUAUGGAAUUUGAAAAUUCUCAUUGGUGAUAUCAGACAUUAACAGUGUUGAUAGCUUUUCAUGUGAGAAUGGAUGGGACAUUGAUUGCUGGGUGAGUGGGUGUAGGUUCUUGUCCAGUUGAAUUCAAGGUUUUGUUUAAGGGACGUAUUGGGUGUAGGCUUGUAGCCUGAAAGAGAUUCGGGAUGUUCAAGCUAUCUCCUCGCAGGAACUCGAGAUCUAGGGGGUUUAAGGUCAAGCAUGCGCUGCAGCUGUUUCUUUUGCUGGGUGUGUGCGUCUGGCUGGCUUACCAAGUCAAGCAGUCUCAUGGCAAGAAAGCGGAGUUCAGGGAUAAAAUAAAGGAUGGUGGGGAUCAGAUCCUCAAGUUAGGAAGAAAGGAUCUCAAGCCUGUUGUGGAGGAAAUUGUCGAUAGGAAUGCAAGGCAGAAGGAGGAGGAAGAAGAAGAACAAAACAAGCCUGAAGAGAUCGAUAAUGUUGGAAGAGGCACCGGAGAUGAUGAGGUGAAUGAAAAUGAUGAGAACAAAAUUGAUGAGAGGACAAAAGAUCAAGGUGAUUCAGUACAAGGUGAGAAAGACAGUGAAACGAACAAGGAGGUUACUAGUGAAGAGAGCAACGUGAAUGAAAAUGAAGAGAGUAAAGAGAACGAAAAUGGAAACAGGAACGAUGAAGACGACAAAGCCAAGCAGAGUGAGGAAAGCAAUGAGAAGGAGACCGAAGGGGCCAAAGAGAAAGAAAGUGAAGAAAAGGAGAUUGUAGAGACUGUAGAGAAAGAGAACGGAGAGACCAAAGAGAUGGAAAGUGAACAGAAGGAGAAUGUAGAGACUACAGAGAAAGAAAGUGAACAGAAGGAGAACGGAGAGUUCAAAGAGACAGAAAGUGAACCGAAGGAGAAUGUGGAGAACAAAGAGCAAGAAAGUGAGCAGAAGGAGAACGGAGUGACCAAGGAAAUGGGAAGUGAACAGAAGGAGAAUGUAGAGACUACACAGAAAGAAAGUGAACAGAAGGAGAACGGAGAGUUCAAAGAGACAGAAGGUGAACCGAAGGAGAAUGUGGAGAACAAAGAGCAAGAAAGUGAGCAGAAGGAGAACGGAGUGACCAAGGAAAUGGGAAGUGAACAGAAGGAGAAUGUAGAGACUACACAGAAAGAAAGUGAACAGAAGGAGAACGGAGAGUCCAAAGAGACGGAAAGUGAACCGAAGGAGAAUGUAGAGAACAAAGAGCAAGAAAGUGAGCAGAAGGAGAACGAUGAGACCAAAGAGAAAGAAACUGAACAGAAGGAGAAUGAAGAGAUCAAAGAGGACAAAACUGAAGAGAAAGGAACAUCAGAGGAGACUCAAAGGGUGGAUAAUAAAGAGGGAGAGGAACGCAAUGAUACAGAUGAUAAAGAAAAGGAGGCCGAGAAGGAAGGUGAUAAGAUUGAGAAGAUGCUUUUAACUGAUGAUCGGGUUCGAGAUGGAGGUGAAACUGAUGAGGGGGCAAGAGAAGAGCCUUACAAGGCAGAUGAUGCUUCCAGUGCUAUGGCCCACGAAACUCAGAAUGCGACACAAGAUAAUGGCAGUUCAGAAAAUUCUAAUGAAGAAAAGCAGUUUGGAGACAAAGAGAAUAAUACAAAUAGCACUGAAGUGGUUGAUGUUGAUCAAAACAAGUCUGUCUCAAAUGUGGAAGUGACUGAAAAGAUUGAACUGUAUGGUAAUGAAAAGGCCAAGGAAACUGAAGUGGGCGGUGGUGAGAGUAAUCACUUGGAACCAGACAAUGGUUCCACGCCUAAUUCAACGGAACAGAAACAAGUGGACACCAAGACAGAUGACUCUACACCGAAAAAUUCAACCGAUCAGCUGCAAAUGGACACAAAGAUGGAUGAGUCUACACCGCAAAAUUCUACAGAUCAGCAGCACGUGGAGACUAAGUUCAAUGACUCUACACAGCAAAAUGUUGUAUUAGAGCAAACUGAGAGAUCUGAUGUAGCUGCCAACAGCGAGCAACAAGACUCUACCACAACAGCUUCCACUAUAACUGUGAAUGGUGAUGCUACAAAUGGAGUAACCCCAGAUACUUCUAGUAAUUCUGAAUCUGCUGUCUCGGAUAGUCAGACGGUCAACUCCGGUACACCUACGGAAACAGAUAAAAGUUCUGCACCUUCAACCAUGAGCAUUGUUCAGACUCAAAAGCUCAGCAGUAACACCGAGGUAGAAGGAACACAGGAAAAUAUACUCUCUCAAAAAACAAACGAGAAUGAAGAUGCUGGCCAAAAGCAAGGUGGUGAUUCUUCUUCCUUUCAACAAGAGAAAGAUGCGCCGUCAAACCCAGAUAACAAAUCAGAUGCAAGCCAGAACGAAAAUGGCAGUGGUGUUCUAAACAACACCAAUGCAAACGCUGAUACAGGUGCAGGCCAAAAGGAAGGAUCAGUUGACUCGUCAAAUUCUUCAGUAUCCCAGGACAAAGAAGAAUCUUCAAACGCCAAUACUAAUGUUGAGGCUGGACAGAAUGAGAAUGUGAAUGUUGUUAAGAGCAACACCAAUGACCACACAUAUGCAGGCCAAAAGGAGAACACAGGUGCUGGUGGAGAAGACUCUGGUAAUGCCCAGAAGGAGAAUGAAGAUGCGUCAAACACGAAUGACAAUACUAAUGAGAGCCAGAAUGUGACAGUGGAUUCGUCUAAUGCUUCGAUCCCCGAAGAAGAGAAAGAGGCUCGUAUAGACCUGGAUACUUUGCCGGAAAGCAAAACUGCAACUAAUAACAAUGAUGAUACGGCCACUGAGUAAAACAUUUCAAUAAGUUCACCAUUCAUUUGCGCAACCAUAUGUCAUUUUGAUUUCAUUUUUUUUUCUUGUGAGGUGAUUCGGCAUAACUGUAACCUUCAUUGAUGGCUGUACCUUCUUGUGAUUAUAGUGCGAAAGUUAUUUUAUCAAUCUUGACUCUUGAGGGCAA
Malus domestica (apple) is the source of this 3211-nucleotide messenger RNA. RefSeq lists its product as uncharacterized. The record is from RefSeq and is a predicted model, not a curated record. NCBI's taxonomy places the organism in Eukaryota, Viridiplantae, Streptophyta, Magnoliopsida, Rosales, Rosaceae.